AUGAGAGGUCGUUUCGGUGCUUUCUACCGCCAUAAGUACCUGCUGGCAGCAGUCCUGGUCAUCCUGGUGCUGUACCACUCACUGCCCGCAGCAAAGUCCACCCUCAACCCCCGCACCGAACAAUCCGAGAACCGCCCACGAUAUCUCCACCAGUCGCCCUUUCGCGCAGACCCAGAUCAUGAGUACGAGACUGCCUUGUCGAAUGCGCUGCGCGCCAUUGAGGUAGAUCGCAAUGUGGAUCCCGAUGCGACGGAUACUAUCUGGCAGAUCAUCUUGUCUAGUAAAGAUCAGCGCAAGGACGAUUCAUACGAGUUGGAGAAGAGGAAUCCUGAGUGGAAGUACCAGUUGAUCAAUGCCGACUGGGCCGAAACCUUCAUCACGAAGACUCUGGCCUCAGUACCCGAUCUCGCCCGUCUCUAUAAAUUAUAUCCUCAUUAUGUUCAGCGCGGAGAUUUGCUACGGUAUCUAGUGCUAUGGUACUAUGGCGGCUAUUACGCAGACGUGGACGUAUAUCCAGCGAAAAGUAUACGGUCUUGCCCGACGCUCAGCAACGUAUUCGCCAAUCCACCAGCAGCCAGCAAUGUGUCUCUAGUGGUUGGUGUAGAGAUCGACGAGCCCUUCGCCUCGCCGCAGAAAAUGCGCGAAUGGCACUGGGCGCGACGAUACGGAUUCCUCCAAUACAACAUCUACGCACCGCGCAGGUUCAGCCCACUCCUGCGAGAAGUCAUUGUUCGAGUCAUGUCUCACACGAAGCGCCACACGGAGGGCAAUUUCUGGGCGAGAUACGAUGAGAUGACGACAUUGGAGAUUACGGGACCAGGCGUGUUCACCGAUGCGAUUCUCGAUGUACUUUCUGAUACCUUGCCGCCUGAGCAUCCGCUCGUUGAGAAGUCGGUUGAAACAGAUGCGCAUUUUGGGGAUUUGGUGCCGCCGUACUCGGCACUACCUGUACAGCGGGUGACGUGGGCGCCGUUUCAUGGGAUCACCGAGACGGUUUGUGCCGAGGAUUCCGCUUCACAGCCUGGGAAGAUGGGCGGGAUUUGUGUGUUGCCUGUUAAUUCUUGGGGCAAUGGGCAGAGGCAUAGUGGGGCUGAGGGCUUUAGUAGCCAGCAUUCUUGUAUCAAUCAUCGAUUUGGGGGGGACUUGGAAGCCUUGGAAACAGAGUUGGAAGAAAUAUUUGUUUGGUUAGAGAGGUCGUGA
Messenger RNA from Penicillium brevicompactum, 1200 nucleotides. RefSeq lists its product as uncharacterized. Gene Ontology annotation, biological process: protein N-linked glycosylation. The transcript is spliced from 2 exons. The record is from RefSeq and is a predicted model, not a curated record. NCBI's taxonomy places the organism in Eukaryota, Fungi, Ascomycota, Eurotiomycetes, Eurotiales, Aspergillaceae. Gene Ontology annotation, molecular function: alpha-1,6-mannosyltransferase activity. Gene Ontology annotation, cellular component: mannan polymerase complex. The coding region runs from base 1 to 1200 and encodes 399 amino acids.